Messenger RNA from Lethenteron reissneri (Far Eastern brook lamprey), 723 nucleotides. Its product is annotated as zinc finger protein 239-like. Gene Ontology annotation, biological process: regulation of transcription by RNA polymerase II. Lineage: Eukaryota; Metazoa; Chordata; Hyperoartia; Petromyzontiformes; Petromyzontidae. Gene Ontology annotation, cellular component: nucleoplasm. Gene Ontology annotation, molecular function: RNA polymerase II cis-regulatory region sequence-specific DNA binding; DNA-binding transcription repressor activity, RNA polymerase II-specific. The record is from RefSeq and is a predicted model, not a curated record.
AUGGACCAGUUCAGUGACAAGGUGCAGACGUUGGUAUUCGUCAAGCAAGAAAUGGACGAUAAUGCAGCGCUUGGGAAGCGGCCAGACUCUACGGAGAUCCUGCAAGACAUCGAUGCUGCAGACAAGAAGACUGCAAGCGCCGCCGGCGACAAGCGGCACGCGUGCGGGCAGUGCGGCGAGCGCUUUCCCCACUUCGAGACGCACACGGGCGAGAAGCAGUACGUGUGCGCCGUGUGCGGCAAGGGCUUUGCGCACGACUUCAACUUGAACCUGCGAUACGGGAAGGGCUCCGCGCAGGCCUGCAACUUGAACCUGCGAGUGAGGUCGCACACGGACGAGAGGCCGUACGUUUGCGAGGAGUACGGGAAGGGCUCCGCGCAGGCCUGCAACUUGAACCUGCGAGUGAGGUCGCACACGGACGAGAGGCCGUACGUUUGCGAGGAGUACGGGAAGGGCUCCGCGCAGGCCUGCAACUUGAACCUGCGAGUGAGGUCGCACACGGACGAGAGGCCGUACGUUUGCGAGGAGUACGGGAAGGGCUCCGCGCAGGCCUGCAACUUGAACCUGCGAGUGAGGUCGCACACGGACGAGAGGCCGUACGUUUGUGAGGAUUGCGGGAAGAGUUUUCCCGGCUGCUCCGACAUGAAGAGGCACGCCAGGACGCACGCGGGCGAGAGAACGUACGUGUGCGACGAGCGGCACUCGGUGACUCACGGGGAGUGA